Owenia fusiformis is the source of this 3746-nucleotide messenger RNA. Lineage: Eukaryota; Metazoa; Annelida; Polychaeta; Sabellida; Oweniidae. The record is from the annotation of a GenBank genome assembly.
AUACAAGAAUCCACAAUGGGCACCAUUAGAUUUAUACUUUUUUACAUGACAGUGGGCGUAGCAGUUGCUAUACCUGCCGAGGAGUGCCCAUCGACCAUCCCAGAAGCCAGCAGAGAAGACUGCUAUCCUGAAGGUGGGGCUUCCAAGGAAACGUGCAACUCUCGCGGCUGUCUGUGGUGCGAAACCACCUACCAGGGUCCUCCAUGGUGUUUCUUCGACCCCGACAUUGACCCCAGGGCGGGGUGUAACUCUCCCAUCAACGAGCUAGACAGAGUUGAUUGCUACCCUGAGCCAGGGUCGUCUGAGGGGUUAUGCUUGGGGAGAGGAUGUCUCUGGUGUGCAUCUCAAAUAAAUGGUGUACCAUAUUGUUUCUAUGACACGGCAAACACAACCACUACAGUCGCUACCACUACAACUGCUGGCUCAGGAACAACCACCACCGCGGCCAGUACCACCCCUGCCCCCGGGGACCAAUGUUUCAUCCCAGAGGCAAACAGACAAGAUUGUUACCCAGAAGCUGGAGCGUCCGAAUCUGGCUGUUAUUCGAGGGGUUGUCUUUGGUGCCCAACAGGAGAAGGAAGUACAACUCCAUGGUGUCACUUCAAUGAUACAUCAGGCACGCCACCACCUACAACUACUACCAUUGCCCCACCAGGUCAGAACUGCACUGUAGUAGGAGACCCAGCUCAGAGAAUUGACUGCAUGCCUGCCCCAGCGGACCAACAAGGAUGCAUAGAUAAAGGCUGCUAUUGGUGCGAGUACAGUGACCCAAAUAUAGAUGUCCCUUGGUGCUAUUUUGAUUCCUCGUCAUGGCCGCCUGCUAUUGAUGAAGAUGACAGAGUGGACUGUUCGCCUGGAGUAUUGGAUACUGACGCAUGUAUAGCAAGAGGAUGUCUCUUGGGACAGCGUGUGAAUCCGAACGCACCAGUGUGUUACUACGACUCUACAUGGGGAUACAGAAUUGUCGGGGCAGUUGAAUCUACAACGAAAGGUUAUAGAGUGAAUUUGGAAAAGAGUGACAAUGGUACAAUGUAUGGACAAACUAUUACAAAUGUCAUUGUAGAUGUUGAAUUUCAUACAACCUCCAGACUGAGAGUUAAGUUUUAUGAUGCUAACAAUGCCAGAUUUGAGGUGCCAUUGGACAUCGAUUCACCCUCUACUGCCGCAACGAAUACAUUGUACGAUGUCCAAUUCAGUGAUACCCCAGUGUUCUCAUUUAAAGUUAUAAGAAAGAACUCCGGUGAAAUGAUAUUCGAUACGUCUGUUGGAGGUUUCACAUUUGAAGACCAAUUCUUACAAAUAGCCACAUGGCUCCCUAGCAAGACUCUGUAUGGCUUCGGAGAGACUGAACAUCAUAGUUUCUUGCACGAAAAUGAUUGGAACAUCCAAGGAUAUUAUUCAAGAGAUCAACCCCCUGCUUACAAAGGCAACUUGUAUGGAGUCCAUCCGUUUUAUGAGGUAGUUGAAAAUGACUUCCAGACACACGGAGUUUUGAUACUGAACUCAAACGCACAAGAUGUUACUGUCACGCCAAAAUCGCUCAUUUUCCGGACCAUUGGUGGAGUUCUUGAUUUGUAUAUCUUCCUUGGGCCAUCACCUGAAAACGUUAUCCAGCAGUACACAACUGCUAUUGGGCUACCAUUCAUGCCACCCUAUUGGUCACUUGGUUUCCAAUUAUCACGCUAUGGUUAUGACAGCAUCACUACAAUGAGAGCAACUGUGGAUAGAAUUAAGGCUUACAAUAUACCACUAGAUGUCCAAUAUGGUGACAUUGAUUACUUUGACCGCCGUCUUGACUUCACUUAUGAUACAGUGAACUACGCUGGGAUGCCGGACUAUGUCAGACAACUGAAGGCAGAGGGCACUAAAUUCGUCACUAUUUUGGACCCAUGUAUAAGCAUAGGCGAACCUGCGGGGACAUAUCCUCCAUUUGAUAGGGGGCAGGUGCAAGGUGUAUGGGUGAACAAUUCGGAUGGUGUGACACCGGCAGAAGGAAGGGUCUGGCCCCCAGAUAACGUAUAUUUCCCUGAUUACACUAACCCAGCGACUGAGCCAUGGUGGACCCAGGAAUGUGUCGAUUUUCAUCAAACAAUUGAGUUUGACGGUAUAUGGAUUGACAUGAAUGAACCGGCAAACUUCAUGACAGGUGGGAUUGAAGGAUGUGUUACAAGCACAGUGAAUAACCCUCCCUACUUUCCCGCCAUUUGGGGAAAUGUCCUAGCUGACAAAUCAUUGUGUCCAGAUUUCCGUCAAUACGGUGGUUCCCAUUAUGACGUACACAGUUUGUAUGGAUGGAGUCAGUCCCCUCCUACGAUGAGGGCCGCUCGCACCAGUGCUAACAACAGAGGUUUUGUAGUGUCCAGGUCUACCUUCCCCGGUAGUGGUAAAUGGGCGGCUCAUUGGUUAGGAGAUAACUACAGUCAGUGGACCAACUUACACUACUCAAUCAUAGGCAUGUUGGAGUUCAAUCUCUUUGGCAUUCCUUAUAUCGGAGCUGAUAUAUGUGGGUUCAAUGGUGAUAGUACAGCAAGUCAGUGUCAACGUUGGAUGCAACUUGGCGCCUUCUAUACAUUCUCAAGGAAUCACAAUGGUAAAGGUUACAGGGAGCAGGAUCCAGGAGCCUGGGGUGACGAAGUCGCUAGAGUGAGUCGAGAGGCCCUUGCAAUACGAUACACCAUCCUUCCCUAUCUGUAUACCUUGUUCUAUAGAGUUCAUACACAGGGUGGAACCAUUAUUAGGCCAGUCAUGCACGAAUUCGUCCAAGAUAACAACACUCACAAUAUAGACAGGCAAUUCCUAUGGGGACCAGCUUUCCUCAUUACACCGGUCUUAGACCAGGACGCUGUUACUGUGAAUGCCUACUUCCCAGAUGCCAGAUGGUACAGUUAUUACGAUGGCGGUGAGAUAGCACAGUCGGAUAGAAAGAACAAUGUUCUCCUGAAUGCCCCUAUGGAUGUCAUUCCCCUGCACAUACGUGGAGGGUACAUCCUACCUACACAAGACCCAGCCACUACUACUAUGGCAAGUCGAACUAAUGCUAUGGGGUUGAUUGUCGCCUUGGAUGAUGCAAUGGCAGCGUCUGGUGAAUUAUUCUGGGAUGACGGAGAGACGCUUGAUACACAUGUCAGUGGCGACUAUUUCAUGGCUACGUAUGAAGCAUCCAUGAUCGGACAGUAUGAUGGUCUUUUAGUGGGUACGGUUAAUAACCAAGGGUAUAUUACGGGACUGACACUGGAUUCUAUAAGGAUAAUGGGUCUUGGACUUUCCACAGUUUCGGAAAUCAGAGUUAACAACUUUAAACACGAUUCCUGGACACAAUCUGGCAAUGGCGAGGUCACCAUUACUUUACUCAAUCUACCAUUAGAUUCCAACUUUGAUAUAACUUGGACUCAACUUUAACAUUCUACUUUGAACAGGCCCUUAGCCGGGGAAGAGGAUGAUGGGGGUUCAAGGGGUCUUUCUGUCGAAAUUGACCGAAAUGAGCCCAAUUUUCCAAUAGCAAAUUCGCUUUGUUUUGGAAAAUCUAUUUCAAAUUUUAAAAAGAGCUUGAAUUACUAUUUUCUAUUCAUACAACACCCCCUUUAAUUGGUAUUCCCCCAGAAAAUCCUGGAUACAGACCUGUUGAUGGUGAAAUGCAUGGUUAACUUUGUAGACGGAGAAGGUAGCAUUCUGCUUUACAUCACAAUGGACCACUCAAUACAAGAUUAUUUGUAAAAUAUGCAAUGAAUAAAUUAUAACAUUUACAA